AACACAUAACGUACUGUAUAUAAGUGCAAUGACGAGUAAAAAUAGUAUUUAAUAAUGUAUUCGUCAUCACAUAGUUUAGUUUAGCUUAGCUUAGCUUAGCUUAGCUUAGCUGCUCUUUCGGACCAAACUAUUCGGUUGCUAGGCAACAGAGUAACAACCGGGCAAUCAUGGCGGAGAGCAAACCAAGUGCAGAGGCCAUGGUGUCAGAUGUACACAAGAAGAUUAAAGCAGCUUUUGAAGCGUUUGACUAUGAGACCAAUAACACAGUGGAUGUCCGGGAGAUUGGCACCAUCAUCUAUUCUCUUGGAUGCUUCCCAUCUCAGACAGACCUACAUGACUUUAUAGCUGAGGUGGAGGAGGACCACACAGGAUAUAUCCAUUUGGACAAGUUCCUCCCAGCCAUGGCUAAAAUCCUGCUGGAGCACAAGUAUCCGCCCAUCCCAGAGGACAUUCUCCUUCAGGCCUUUGAGGUCCUGGAUAAAGAAAAGAAAGGAUACCUGGAGCCAGAGGAGUUGGCAAACUACAUGACACAGGAAGGGGAGCUCUUCACUCAGGAGGAGAUGGAUGAGAUGCUCACAGCACUCGCUGACCAUGAGAAGGACCUCAUCUAUUACAAAGACAUACUCAGCCAGCUGACCAUUGACCCUGAGUUGUAGUCAGUGUUACUAUGUGUGUGGAGAAAUAUUGCAGACACGCAAGUCUGAGUAUGUUAUAUGAUGCUUGUGUUCAUGUCUGCAUGUAUUUAAGGUGGGCUUGUAGUUCUGAUAUAAUUGAUAAAUGCACGUUGUUAAAUCCUGA
This is a messenger RNA of Larimichthys crocea (large yellow croaker), 798 nucleotides long. RefSeq names its product dynein regulatory complex subunit 8 (gene drc8). The record is from RefSeq and is a predicted model, not a curated record. Bases 168 to 656 code for a protein of 162 amino acids. Gene Ontology annotation, molecular function: calcium ion binding. NCBI's taxonomy places the organism in Eukaryota, Metazoa, Chordata, Actinopteri, Sciaenidae. The transcript is spliced from 7 exons.